Messenger RNA from Leopardus geoffroyi (Geoffroy's cat), 1076 nucleotides. RefSeq lists its product as uncharacterized. Gene Ontology annotation, molecular function: RNA binding. The record is from RefSeq and is a predicted model, not a curated record. The transcript has 5 exons. Gene Ontology annotation, cellular component: catalytic step 2 spliceosome; U1 snRNP. Lineage: Eukaryota; Metazoa; Chordata; Mammalia; Carnivora; Felidae. Gene Ontology annotation, biological process: mRNA splicing, via spliceosome; spliceosomal snRNP assembly.
AUGCACGCUGAACUGAGUGGAAAGAACCCUGGUUAUUACUCGGCAGUCCUUAGUAUCGUCAAAAUUGAAGUUAUGUCCACAUAUUAUAAAGCAGCAAAUAAGUGCUGCUGUGAAGCUCAGGAAAAAGAAAGAAAUGAUGUACAAAGUGCUGGGGACUUAGGACGGUGGGAGAGGGGAGUGUGCAGUGCGGUGUGCUUACACAGCUAUAUCCAAACUGAUCGCUUGGGUGUGGCAAUUCCUGUGGGACCCGCCAGCGUAAGCCCCACCCUGGCCACCACAGCCAGGUUCUGUAGAGGUGUCCUCUGGUGGCAGCCACAAAAGCUGGACACGACACGAAGCCCGGGCACCACACAUGCGCACAAGUUCCCCCUCCAGGUACGCCUGGUGCUGCGUCUCCGCGGCGGGAGUGCGCGAAGAUGGCGCCCGCCGGCGGGAGUCCUGCGCAUGAGAUGUGAUUUAAAAAAUAUCAGCUACCUCCAGUCUACCUCCAGAUUGUGCGUGGGAUGUUCUCCUGCCUGUGGACAUAGGAGCAUCUUUGUCCCAGACCUUCAGCCAUCAGAGCCCUUUUAUUCUGGAGGAGUUGUAAAGAACAUAGACUUUGUUCAAAAAAGAAUAUGGACAUUUAUUUUCACCCUGGAAGCGCUGCGAUUUGCGCUCAGGCAUAGCUACUCCAGUCAGGAAGGACGGGCAACAGCUGGGUCGGUGCUGAGUGGCCUGCAGCAUUUGCUUGUAGUCGAGAUAAAUUUGCCCGUCAAUCCCAGAUCUUUCCUGAAUGGAUUAACAGGAAAGCCAGUGAUGGUGAAACUCAAGUGGGGAAUGGAGUACAAAAGCUAUCUGGUAUCUGCAGAUGGCUAUAUGAACAUGCAGCUUGCAAACAGAGAAGAAUAUACAGAUGGAGCGUUGUCUGGUCAUUUGGGUGAAGUUUUAAUAAGGUGUAAUGUUCUUUAAUUCAGGGGUGUUGAAGAGGAAGAAGAUGGGGAAAUGAGAGAAUAGCAUCUUAUGUGGUGAAUUUAUAUGUAUGUCCAGACAAUAAACAUGUUUAAAAAAAAAAAGAAUAUGGACUUUGAAGUCACCUA